Ruditapes philippinarum (Manila clam) is the source of this 1412-nucleotide messenger RNA. RefSeq names its product glycosyltransferase family 92 protein F13G3.3-like. The coding region runs from base 152 to 1054 and encodes 300 amino acids. The transcript is spliced from 2 exons. Lineage: Eukaryota; Metazoa; Mollusca; Bivalvia; Venerida; Veneridae. The record is from RefSeq and is a predicted model, not a curated record.
UUAUAAUUUGAGGGUGAUUGGUUUAACAAAAUUGAGGAACAACUCAUAUGUAAGGUGUAUCCUGCAUUACAAACUGAGACCAAAAACAACAGAGUUCACAAACGGCUAUAUCAGGCACAUACCGGAGGGCCACCAUGCAAGGUACACGGCAAUGUUUAUCAUAUGUAAUAUGACUGGGAAAGUGGCUCCGGAUACAGUCUCCUUCUACGACAGGAAUUCUGCACGACAUCUUCCUCACGCUAUAAAAGUCGUGAAAAUCACUCAACAUACCCAUCAGCAUAAAUUUAUCGCAUGUGUGUCACCUUUGCACUCUAUGUUUAGUGAUUCAACACAACUUAUAGAAUGGAUUGAGCUUAAUCGUCUUCUUGGGAUAGAAAAAUUCAUAUUCUAUAUUCACCAUAUUUCGCAAAAAGUAUUACAAGUUUUAGAGUAUUACGAACGCAAUGGUCUGUUAAGUUUGUUGCCAUGGAACAUUCCAAAAUAUAUGGCCUAUCACGGAAGUGAAGUUCAUUACUACGGACAACUUGCAGCCCUAAAUGACUGCUUGUAUAGGUACAAGGGCAGAAGUGUUUUUAUAUCCUCAACGGACUUAGAUGAAUUUAUUAUUCCUCAAAAACUAAACCAUCGCACUUUGUCGGACAUGAUAUCUGAACUUCCGGCAAACAGCGCCUAUAUAGUUCGAAGUUCUUUCUUUAGGAAAAAUCAAGCAUGUACCAAACACGGAAGCUGUAAAAAUGGAAUAACAAUAGACACGUUCAAUUUACGCGAUAAUAUUAUUCUACCAACACACAAAAGGUCAAAAUAUAUCGCAAAAACAAGUGAACUUACUGUGAUGGGAAUUCAUUUCACCUGGGAACUACACACCGGAAGUGAAUACACUGUAAAACCGGAAAUGGCGUUAGUGCAUCAUUAUAGGAAAAUAAAUACACGUUAUACGACAAAAGAACCAAUGAAAAUAAUACACACAGUUGCUAGUAAAUACAGUGCCAAUCUUAAGAGAAACAUAAAAAAUGUGACAGUUGAAAUAUUUUAUAACAGUACCGGUCAUGGAUAAUUACACCACGUUUUAGUCUCACUAGUAGAGCUGUGAACUGGGCGACCUUGGUUCGAUUCACGGACGGUGGAGGACAAUUGUUUUUGUGAUUGCUCAUGAAAUCCUUUCUACAGUUAUUCGCGCUGUACCUCUGCUCUGGUAUAUACAGAAGUUUCAGUUUCUUGCAACAGUGAAUGCAACUAGUACUGGUAAACUGCUUGACAGCCUGUCCGGGAACGGUGCGGUGGCUAAACUGUGCCCUUGCACUGCCGUGAUCCGGAGUGAAAACUACCAACACCACCACUGUCACAUCGGCUAUGUUUUUCCUAAAAAGUAAAGAAUAACCAUAUACAAGUGUAUAUUUUAUUUUAGUGAUUUG